AUAACAAUAAAUGGCUAUAGUUUGGAUUUAAUUUGGAUCCAAUGCAACUUAAUUUGUUAGACUAUUUUUAACGAUGGAUACUUAUUUUUUAAGUACUGGUACUUAAUAGAUACUCUAUUAAAAUAAAAUACAAUUGGAUACAUAAUAGAUACAUUUUCUUAAAUAAGAUUGGUACCUAUAUAUUUCAAUGUUACCUAUAGAAGUAAUCAAAGUCAAAUAUGUAGAACAGUAAAAAAAAUCACUUAGUUUGGAGUUUGGACUAUAAUAGUAUUAUUGUCCUCUUUUGUUGGCUAUAAAAAGUUAUAAGGGACCCUUUAUCACUCUCACUUCAGCUGAGGAAGUGAAGUGAAUAGUAGCUGCUAAAGGUUAUACACAAAUGGGGAGAAAGAUUGAAUGUGUGAUGGUGGUGGCUUUAGUGACCCUUUUGAAUAUUUGGUUUGCUUGUGUCGGUGCUUCAUCAUUAGAGAACAACAAUCUCAGAAGAAACCUUCUUGCUAAUGGUCUUGGUCAAACUCCUCCUAUGGGGUGGAACAGUUGGAAUCAUUUCAACUGUCAAAUUAAUGAAAAAAUCAUCCGACAAACUGCUGAUGCCCUUGUUUCUACUGGUCUAUCUAAGCUUGGAUACACUUAUGUCAACAUAGAUGAUUGUUGGGCUGAACUUAAUCGCGAUAAUAAGGGUAAUCUAGUGGCAAAGAAAUCAACAUUUCCUUCUGGUAUCAAAGCUCUUGCAGAUUAUGUUCACAGCAAGGGUCUUAAGCUUGGAAUUUAUUCAGAUGCAGGGUAUUUUACAUGUAGCAAAAAAAUGCCUGGUUCACUAGGUCAUGAGUUCCAAGAUGCCAAAACUUUUGCAUCAUGGGGCAUUGAUUAUUUGAAGUAUGAUAACUGUUUCAAUGAUGAAUCAAAGCCUACCGUGAGGUAUCCUGUUAUGACUCGGGCUUUAAUGAAGGCAGGUCGUCCAAUCUUCUUUUCGCUAUGUGAAUGGGGAGAUUUGCACCCAGCAUUAUGGGGUGCUAGAGUCGGAAAUAGUUGGAGAACUACUGGUGACAUAAAUGAUUCAUGGGAUAGUAUGAUUACAAAGGCUGACAGUAAUGAAGUUUAUGCUGAUCUUGCAAAACCUGGCGGCUGGAAUGAUCCUGACAUGCUUGAGGUUGGAAAUGGAGGGAUGACAAAAAAUGAAUAUAUUGUUCACUUCAGUUUGUGGGCCAUUUCAAAGGCUCCACUUCUUCUAGGCUGUGAUAUUAGAAAUGUGACUAAAGAGACCAUGGAGAUAGUCUCUAAUAAGGAAGUUAUUGCGGUUAACCAAGAUUCGCUUGGCGUACAAGCUAAAAAGGUUCGGAUGGAAGGUGAUGCUGAGAUAUGGGCAGGUCCUCUUUCGGGAUACAGGGUAGCUGUUGUGUUACUUAAUAGAGGCCCUCAGCAGAGUCUUCCUAUUACAGCCAAUUGGGAUGACAUUGGCAUUCCUCCAAAAACUGUUGUUGAAGCAAGAGAUCUUUGGGAGCACAAGACAUUGGAGAAACAUUUCAUGAAUAAGUUGAGUGCGACCGUAGAUUCACAUGCGUGUAAAAUGUAUGUGCUGAAACCAAUAGCAUAAUGUUACUUAGAUUGCAGGUUUUGGAAGCAGUGUUGUUAAUUGGAAAUAAGUUUGUUUAUUUCUGAGUAAAAUAAAAUGUGAACUUGUAUAUGAUCAGCUUCACUUUAUUUAAUAAACAUUGUUCGUUCA
Molecule: messenger RNA, 1720 nt
Organism: Trifolium pratense (red clover)
Lineage: Eukaryota; Viridiplantae; Streptophyta; Magnoliopsida; Fabales; Fabaceae
Product: alpha-galactosidase 1-like
Exons: 15
Coding region: 377-1591 (404 amino acids)
Biological process (GO): carbohydrate metabolic process
Molecular function (GO): hydrolase activity, hydrolyzing O-glycosyl compounds
Source: RefSeq, a predicted model, not a curated record